GCCACCACUGUACGUGACUCGGUGAAUGCACGCGUUCAAAAGUGCCCAGGCUGUCGUUAUUCUUCGGUAGAGAAUAUCCAAAAUUGGGGUUUCCUCACGGUUUUUCGAUUGUGUACAUGAUAGCCAUGAUUUUUGCGACAUUGUUCGAGUGCUGGUGGUUUAUUGAUGACACCUUCCGCCAAGUUUCGAGGAGAAUGAGGUGAACACAGUGGGGUCUAAGACUGAGUGAAUGUUUUACCUGCUCUAUGGAGAGUCUUCAGGCAACAAGAUGAGAAGAAUGGACGGUUUUUAAGUGACAUUAAGGAUUUUUUUGUGAAGUUUGGAUGUCAGUGGUUGGGUUAUCUGUCGGUCUGCAUAAUAUUGGUGACUUUGACAAUGUCAUCGAGGUGGUGGUAGUUAAUUAGGGACACACUUCGAGGAAUUUUGAUGAUAAUGUGACGAAUUAAGACAUGGACUCGAGGUAAGAGGACGAGGAAUUCUUUAAAUGAUAAUGAUGAUGAGUUUUUUUUAAUCUGAAGUCUCGAUGGCGUCUGUUGAGUUGAACACGUCAAUUCUUGUGUCGUUUUAAGUACAAUGUUUCGAUAAUUCGGAUUUCCUCACGAUUUUUUAUUGUGUACAUAAUAUCGAAGGUUUUGAUAACAUCUUCGAGGCAUUUGUGGUUAAUUAACGAUGCAGGCCGUGGAAUUCCGACGACCAUCAGGUCGAUCCAUCGAGUUUUGGGACUUUGGGAGUGUACUUUGAUGCGACCAAACGAGGAGAAUCAAAUUCUUUGAAUGAAAAAUUGUUUAUAUGGUGACGACAAAGUGAAACAUUUCGAGUUUUAGUUGGACGUAUCAAUUGACAGGAAUUAAUUCCCUCGUUUACUAGUGAGUUGACUUUGUGGUGUGAGUGAAGUGAAUUGGAAACAAAAAAAAUCGCCACUGGAUCCAGAAAGGGUCUGAAGAUGUGGAGGGACACCUGCGGCUGGAGGUCAACAAUUCCAAACUAAACAAUCCUACGAGGAUUGACUGGUGGAUAUUGCCAAGUUGUCAACCUGAAUCGCAAGAUGGCAAACGUUCCAGACGACGAGGACUUGAUUGACCUCGAGGGGGGCGUCAACGUCUCCAGGGCGUCGAUUCACGACGCAACUGCUGACGAGCAGGAGCACCUCCUGGAUGUCUGUCCACCAAAGUUGGAGCAGAAGCUGUCGCUGACACGCGAGCACAAGCUGGUGCGUGAGUACUGUGACAAUGGAGACAUAUUGGUGACACUGGGGCACGAUCAGGUGGUGCCAACGAGGAAGAGAAUCGACGUGGUGUCAUCGGAGACCAUCAAGAGGGUUCGGGAUAUCACGAAGAACCUCGAGCCCGUGAUGAAUUCGGAUUCUGGGGGUCUUGAAGGCGAUCAGCUGGACAGUCCCAACUCGUUUUUGCCAGGAGAAGAGGCUGAUGAUGCGAUGGUCGAAGCGCAAGUCAUCAGUGCUUUCGAUUUUUUGGCGGAAUUGGAUGACAACGAGGAGGAUAUCGAGGGGGGAACCAAAGAGGUCAAUGACGAGGAGUUUGGGAGUGAAAGGAGACGAUUGAACCCCUAUCCCUUGGAGCCCACGUGUUUUAUUAAAAAUCCGAAUGGAAGUUUUCACGAUGUUGAUGUUUGUAAUAAAGAGUUGGACUGCAGUGAGGAGAGACCAGUUGUGGAGGACAGGGGACUCGAUUUUUCUACGGAAUUCGAUAAUCUGGGAUAUGACGUGUCUCCACCAUCGAAAAAACCAAGGUUCGAUUUUUCAGGGACUGAUCGGCCGAAGUCCGUAAAUUUUGGAGGUGACGAGGAGAGUGGGAGAAGGAAAAUACAGAGGAUGGAGAGGAAGUCCUGGAGUGCUGGUGGCAGGGAGGAGGAUGAUUGUUUAUUUGAGAGGUCCAACAGCUGGCGGGACAAUUACUCCUGUCAACCGUCUACUUCGGGAAUUGCCAGCUCGUCGAAUUGCCGAACGCAGAAGCCCUCAGCCUCGUCCUCGGAGUGCUCCGAAGUGGAUUGGUCCUGGGUGGAGGAGCUGGAGCACUAUCGCUCCCACCCUUCCUCAAAAUCCUCGUCAUCGCACCUGCCACCCCCGAGCCCAACCCCCUCAUCAACUGAUCCCCCGUGUAAUCUCAUACCCGGUGUAAAUCACCAGACAGUGGAGCCGACAAGCGAAGAGAACGUUUGUUUGGAGGGACAGCAAUCGCUUGUGCGCAUGCGUUCCCCAAGCGACUACAGUCCUCUCCCAAAUGGCAGUGUCGCGAUGUCCGUCGAGACGACGGCCAAGUCCUCACCGGCCAGUGCAGCAAAUCCACCGCGCGAUGACACAUCGAUGACAACAAUAACCACGACAAUUGACGAUGAAUCGUCCCAUCAUGAUGAUUACGACAGUUCAAUUGGCCGUAAUAUUCAAAAUUCACCCGCCAAUUCGUGGGUGCGCGCGUCAAUGCGAAGACUCAGGCAUCUCAGGCUUCCGGAGGCUGAUAGAGCCAGAAGACCACCACCACAAUCAAUCAACAAUGAUUCGACAAUUGAAUCAUCUGUGGUAAUAUCAGCACCAAAUUCCCUGCCGGAUAUUGCACUUAUUGCACCGGAAAUACUGGCUGCACAGACCAAUGGCAGUGCUGGAGGUGUGCUGAGACCAUCGAGUGCUCCGGUUGUGAGGAACUCGGCACCAGGGGCUGUUACACCCAGGAGAGGACGCCGGAAUACUAGGUCUAGAGAUUCGAUAAGUGGGGAGGGGAACAGGAGGCAGAGUGCUAGUGGAGCUUCCUCAAGGGACGUUUCGAUUAAUAGUGGUAGUGCUAGUGCUUCCGUUAGUCCGAUUUCUAGGUCUCCGCAGCAUCAGAACUCCACCAGUUCCGGCAGAAGAACCUGCGAGAGACAGAGGCAGUCGGACAGGGAAACAGAACGAAGUGACGAGGAAGAUGAAGAGGAAAAUCCACUGGGGAAAUGGCCUCACGCCUUGAGCCCAGCCCUGGCUUGUUUAGGAUGUACACUUGGUCUCUUCAACAUCAGUAGGUUCGCAAUACUCAGUGUUCAAUUCGGUGCAAACUUCAUCGUACAAUUUUUGGUCCUGUCCCUCGUCCUGGGAAUCCCCUUGUUAACUUUACAAGUAUGUCUGGGCCAGCGUUUGGCCGCGGGUGCUGUCGACAUGUGGAGAAUAUCGCCGAUUUUUCACGGAGUUGGGAUAGCCCUGCUCAUCGCCCAUGCCUUCAUCGGUAUUUACAGUAUUAUAGGGAUAUCCUGGAUGUUCGUCUACUUCAGAGACUCUUUCAUCACGAAACAAGACAGAUAUCGAUGGGCUGAACCCUUCGACCUGUACAGAGAAGACGCUAAACCGGUGAACACAUCAGUACCUUUUAAACUUCAGGAGACUGUGCCUGACUACUUCAGCGGUGUAGUCUUGCAGAGGCACCACCUCAACGAACCAAAUCCCAGUGUUGUUACUUUGAAGUUUCAAGUCGCCUUUAAUUUAGCUGUUGUCUGGAUGAUCGUGUUCGUAUCGUUGAGCAAAGGUUUAAGGUCAUAUGGAAAAGUUGUCUACGUUUUCACGCUCGUACCAGUAUUUGGCACUCUCGUUUUGUGCACCAAGUUGUUGGGCUUGACCCCAGCUGGCACCAUUCAUCAACUCUUCCCAGCGACUGUGUGGAAUGAAUUUUUUAUCAACAACAGGUCCUGGGUUGCGGCUUCGUCAGAGGUUUUUCUGACUUGGGGACUGCUUGGAGCUGCUGCAAUGCAGAUUGCCGCACACAAUAAACACAAACACCUCCUCCAACGUGACACAAGUCUCGUGAUAGUCCUGACCCUCGUAGUCCUUCUGUUAUCAGCAUUUCUAGCAAAUACAUGUGUACAAAUACUCAGAUAUCACGGCUACAUCUAUACAACAAGUACCUUUGAGAGGAUAUCAGGGUAUAUAUUUAUGCGCCCAGUGAACCAGCCAGCUCCCUCGGGAUACGGUAACACACCCGAGAGAUUUAUGUCUCACGCCUCAUUUUUACUCGGUCAGCGUGCGAUUAGACCUGGGGCUGAUCUCAGCCUAGAAUCCGGGUAUCAGGCACUUCGACUAUCCACCGAGCUCGUUCCUGCGACACUUGCUGUCCUGGGGACUGAGCAAGUUUCACCUUUUUGGGCUGUUUUAUUUUAUUUCAUCCUUAUUCUCUUUGGAAUCGCUCAACAGCUAGCAAUAUGGCACUGUGUAAUAACUGGCAUAAUGGCAAUCAACACCAAAAUGAUGAAAUUGUGGGAGACGACCAUUACCUUCUUCAGCUGUGCCUGUGCGUACAUUCUGGGGCUCCCGAUGGCGACGGAGUUCGGUAUUUAUGUCGUUUAUUACUUGGACUACACCGUCGGUGGGGCCUGGUGGAUUAUGGUUCUGUACCUCGUACAAGUUGGUGCGGUGUUCGCUGUCAGGGGGAGACCGCAUACUGGAGAAGCUGUCGUGGCUGAAUUGUUUCCACCAACUGGACGAUGCUUGAGACACUGGGCGGGUCCUCUUCUCUCUUUCACAUGGAACGUCAUCCUUCCAGUCACUCUCAUGGUACUGAGCAUCACUCUGUUCAAAAGUAGCAGCUUUCGCGAUCUGUACAGCUAUAGAAGAACGAACCGUGACUACUGGGCGGUGUGGGCCAGGCAACUGGGUGCUGCGAUACAGUUGAUUCCCAUAUUAAUCAUCCCAGCAGUUGCCAUCAUUCAAACUUGUCGAUAUUUGAACAGUGGACCACCGGAUAUAUUCGAUGCUGAACAAGUGGAGAUAAACUAUACUCAUUGCGAGCAAUGCAACGCCAAUCGAAUCCAGCUGCUGUACCGUCCCUCCCUGGAGCCCCACCAGUUGCGUCGCCACCCUCAGACCUACUCCUCCGAUCCAGGCAGCAGUAUUCACGCAAACGGGGUUCUCCCCACCCCCUCGGACCUCCCCUUCGAGGAUCCACCGCCCAAAUACACUCCCCCACCGAGCUACACAACGGCAACAGGAGCAAGAAUAGCGAAGAUGCUUCGGCAGAGUUUUCGUCGCAGCGUCCGGAGGAUCGCGAAUGUCCUGGGGGAGGGUAGUGCCCCGAGGACACGAGCAGCCCUCCAGCCACCUCCUCCAGACUAUGCAACGGUUCUCGUCGAGAUGAACCAGACGAUUCUCCCCCAGGACGUCACUGUGCACGCCAUCGAACCUCGACCAGACGUCACCGACACAGGCCCACAACAGGUGAAUCACGAGAGACACAGGCCGAACACCAUUGACAGAAUGACGAGGAUAAGCUCGCUGGAGAGGUGUCCAGUUGCCAGAACACACUCGACGAUUGAACGCAACAGGAGAUUGCAGAGUGGCUCGAGCAAUCUGACGGCUGCUGACGUGGCGAAUCUCCUCAGGAGCAGUAUCAGACGUGGGACUAACAGGACAAGUCAACCACUGAGACGAAAUUCCGUGAGCAAUCCUCCAGUGGCAAGUGCAUCAGUGGAGAAUCUGGUGAAUGCUGCGGCUCCCAUUGGACAGGACUCACUCGUCUCCGAUAAAGAUACACCACUAGUCCACGAGAUGAGUCACGACGAUGGGGAUGAGAAGACUGGGGGAACGGACUCCACUGUUUCUGUGAUAUAAGACUCGAGACAGUUUUAUUUGUUAUUGAUUAAUCGUUAAUUCGUGAUUGUGAUUCAAUUUCUGUAGCGAAGUAAAAAGUGAGGGAUUAACUCGUCGCGAUUUGAUGAAUUGUUUGGAGAUUGAAUUGAAAAUGAGACACAGGGAGCUCUUCACGUGCACGAGGUGUUGCCGUUUUUUUUUCUAGGAAAUUUUCGUAGUCAAGGGAUCUCGGUAAAUGCCUUGCGAGCCUGAGAUUCUUGGGGAGCACAGAAAAACGAGCUGAAUGUAUUUAUCGUCAUUGUUGUACAUGUGUUCAACGACAUUUUGUAAAUCCUCCACUGGAGAGUUCUCAAACUAUCAUGUAACAUAAUUCAUUAUGAAUGUUUAACGAAACUGACUUGUCAAUGAAAGACUUUGUUUCUUUUUUGUAAAUAGUUGUAGGAUUUUUAUAAGUUAGGUGGAGACGUUUCUGUAAUAAAAUAAUAAAAGAGAUAUAUCGAUUUCA
This is a messenger RNA of Diachasmimorpha longicaudata, 6068 nucleotides long. RefSeq names its product sodium-dependent transporter bedraggled (gene bdg). The transcript is spliced from 14 exons. Gene Ontology annotation, biological process: sodium ion transmembrane transport. Gene Ontology annotation, cellular component: plasma membrane. Lineage: Eukaryota; Metazoa; Arthropoda; Insecta; Hymenoptera; Braconidae. The coding region runs from base 1046 to 5584 and encodes 1512 amino acids. The record is from RefSeq and is a predicted model, not a curated record.